GUGCGUCCGACAGACUGUCAGUACAGGGACUACAAGAGGAGUGGAGAGUCAUUCUGGUCCAAACUGGAACCGGUGAAGUUGGACACAGCCAAACUGGAACACCUGUUUGAGUCAAAGUCAAAGGAAAUACCAGUUACAAAGAAAACAGCGGCCGAUGGCAAACGCCAAGAGAUCAUCGUUUUGGAUUCCAAAAGGAGCAACGCCAUCAAUAUUGGUCUGACAGUCCUGCCUCCACCUCGCACCAUCAAGACAGCCAUCCUCAACUUUGACGAGUAUGCUCUCAACAAGGAGGGCAUAGAGAAAAUCCUGACGAUGAUCCCCACAGAGGAGGAGAAGCAGAAGAUUCAGGAGGCUCAGCUGGCCAACCCUGAUGUCCCGCUGGGCUCUGCAGAGCAGUUUCUCCUCACCCUGUCCUCCAUCAGUGAGCUCUCUGCCAGACUCCAGCUCUGGGCCUUUAAAAUGGACUACGAGGCAACGGAGAAGGAAGUAGCAGAGCCACUGCAGGAUCUGAAGGAGGGUAUGGAUCAGCUGGAGAAGAACAAAACUAUCCGCUACGUCCUCUCUACGCUGCUCUCCAUCGGAAACUUCCUCAACAGCACCAAUGCUAAAGGCUUCGAGCUGACCUAUUUGGAGAAGGUUCCAGAAGUGAAGGACACAGUCCAUAAGCAGUCACUGCUCCAUCACGUUUGCUCUGUGGUGGUGGAAAACUUCCCUCAGAGCACCGACCUCUACUCCGAGAUAGGAGCCAUCACGCGCUCUGCAAAAGUGGAUUUUGACCAGCUGCAGGAGAACUUGUGUCAAAUGGAGCGGCGCUGCAAAGCCUCGUGGGACCACCUGAAGGUGAUUGCCAAGCACGAGAUGAAGCCCCAGUUGAAGCAGAAGAUGUCCGACUUCCUCAAAGACUGCGCAGAGCGAAUCAUCAUCCUUAAGAUUGUUCACCGCAGGAUCAUCAACAGGUUCCACUCCUUCCUGCUGUUCCUUGGUCACCCGGCCUACAGUGUGAGAGAGAUCAGCGUCCACAGGUUCAGUAAAAUCCUCAGCGAGUUUGCGCUGGAGUACCGGACCACCCGAGAGCGUGUGCUGCAGCAGAAACAGAAACGAGCCGACCAUCGCGAGCGCAACAAGACCCGAGGAAAGAUGAUCAUGGACGUAAACACUCCUUGUGGUCGGAGUAGCGCAGGGAGCAACAACAGCGCCCCCAGUGGGGGUCAGGAAAUUGAGCAGCCUCAGGGUUUGGAGCAUGCAGAGGAUGCUGCAGAGCACGAGCACAUGAAAGCGGUGCUGAGAACCAGCCUCAGUGGCAGUGACAAGGAGGGCAGCGGCGUGCCGGGACUGCGGACACGGACCAGGUCACGGCCUGGACGAGGAGGACGCAGCAUGCAGGCAUGGACUCCGCCUGUGGAGGACACUCAGAUCUGUGGAGAUGAUGCCGCAGACGAAAUCAUGGAGCGCAUAGUGAGGUCAGCCACUCAGGGUCCAGGAACCAGAACCCAGCCCAGAGAGAGGAGGAGAUCCAGGGCCAACCGCAAAUCAUUGAGGCGGACGCUGAAAAACGGCCUGACGCCAGAAGAAGCUCUCGCUUUAGGGCUAACUGAUUCCCCAGAGCCACAGAUGUGAUCAUCCACCUCUCGCCGUGAAAACUCAGCUUCAGAUGUCUGUGUGAAAUCUCUGUCAGCCUUUGCCCCUUUAGGUUUUUCCCAGCGGCUCUUUCUGCCUGAUGUUUCUGAGUGAAGAGGCGGCAUUACGACAUUUUCACCUUCCAGAAGAAACAGUGGAGGUAACGAGGGAAUGCUUCUCAUAAGGACUGAUUCUGUUCAGUUAGGCAAGGAAAAGGAAAAUGUAUUCAAGUGACGCUGCCUCUACACUGAAUUAUUUAUUUAUCUGAAAAGGAUUUGAAUGCUGGGAUGAUUUUCGCUUGUGAGUGUCAGCAGCUGUGACGUCGCCGGUUUUGGGUUUUGUUUUUAAAUUUCAUUUGUUUAAACUGUGAAUUUUAGUUGUGAAGUUUGCUGGGCUGAGGAUGAAUUUGAAUUUGUUCCCAGGAGAAAAAACAAAGAUUAUCAGUAAGAGCAUCUACACAUCUGAAAAGUAAUGAGCAUGGCUGUGCUUUUGUAGGGACGCGAAAGGUUAUCAAGCUGAUGAGUGCCUUUCACUUCAAAGGGGCGAUGCUGUACCUUCGUUCUCUCUUCGUUAACGUAUUCACGUCCUAAAUUUCACUUCCUAAGGCAUGGUUCUCAUGAGUAUUACUGUUGAAAAUCUUCUCUGUUUUGUUUGGUUUUUGUUUUUUUCAGUAUUUAUUUGCAAAGCUCUGACGUCUUGCACCUUAAAUAACAUUAAAGUGGACCCAUUGUGCUCAUUUCCCACUCCAUAUUUUUAGUUUUUUGGCUCCGCUAGUUUAAAAGGAAUCCUCUUUAAUCUUAACACAAGCUGUUUUAACUCCCUCCCCCGCCCUUUAAGCCAACUCUUUUCUGAUUGGCUUUCUCUUAAAAACAGAAGAUUUGAUCGUAUUAGCGAUAUCCGCUCUCAUCGAUCAUACAGAGCCAUGAGUAGGAAAGAAAAAAGGCUCAGUUUGAAGUGUGUGGCUCACGGGGUUACUGCAUAUAUGCUGACCCGCUUACUUGAAACUGCAUACGCCAGUGUAACAGUGCAUAUUUGCCACAAAACGAGGAAGAGCAUAAUAAGUCCACUUUAAUAGUCUCGUGCUGAAAUGAACGACUGAUUGAAAACACAAAAAAUAGUUUUUAUCUCAGAGGAACUGUUUGUAAAGUGUAAAAAGAAAAAAAAAGAUAUGGACUUUUUUUAAAAAAACAAAACAAAAACAUUUUAAUAAUCUAUUUUGAAGAACAUGCAGACAGUUCUGCAUGAUAUGUGUAAAUGCCCUUGUCAGCUGCCAGGUCCUAAAUACUGUAAACUCUACAGUGUGCAUGUUUAGUGCAUUUCACAUUGUGUAUUAUUUUUGUAAUUGCUGUAGAAACUUGUAUUAUAGUCUGAGACAAAGGAUCAAUUGUGGCUUGUUUUUUCUUUCUGUGAAUUGAAGAAAUGUGUUGCUCCCUGCUAAGAGAGAGAGAGAGAGAAACAGAGAGAGAGGAGCAUUAUCUGGACGUUUGAUUUGAGCUCUGUGGUCACACUCUGUCACGUACCAACUUGAACAGUCUAGACGCAAGAAACUGGGAAACACCACUGCAUGAAUGCCAUGUAGUGAGCUGAACGUUCUUAUAAACACUUUCACUUGAAAUGCCGUGUAUACACAUUCUGCAAUAAAAAAAUAAAAACCAUAGAGUGCAAAUGUG
Molecule: messenger RNA, 3287 nt
Organism: Pelmatolapia mariae (spotted tilapia)
Lineage: Eukaryota; Metazoa; Chordata; Actinopteri; Cichliformes; Cichlidae
Product: FH1/FH2 domain-containing protein 3-like
Exons: 10
Biological process (GO): cardiac myofibril assembly; cortical actin cytoskeleton organization; sarcomere organization
Cellular component (GO): cytoskeleton; cytoplasm
Molecular function (GO): actin filament binding
Source: RefSeq, a predicted model, not a curated record